Molecule: messenger RNA, 2687 nt
Organism: Saccostrea echinata
Lineage: Eukaryota; Metazoa; Mollusca; Bivalvia; Ostreida; Ostreidae
Product: plasmolipin-like
Exons: 5
Coding region: 93-644 (183 amino acids)
Cellular component (GO): membrane
Source: RefSeq, a predicted model, not a curated record
UUGUACAGUAACUUCCGGUUGUAAACAAGAACAAUUUUGGGAGGCGGUGAGAAAAUUUCGUGUUGAUUAAGACAGAGUAGAAAAUAUCCAAGAUGAGUACAGAAUAUGUAGAGAGAACAGAGACUACCACCACCUCUGAUGGAAGUGGUAUAUCUUUCCAGAGUGGCUUCCUUCGCUCUCUGCCAGGGUACCUUAAAAUUGCAGAGAUGGUAUUGGACUUGAUUGCCUUCAUCUGUGCUUCAGUGGACUGGUGGGUUCCUCUGGGACAAGGCUGGGCUCAGUUUGUCUUCAUAUCAGCUCUGAUAACAACUCUCAUCUUUUUUAUAUUUCAUCUCUUCAAUGUUUUCUCCAAGCUCCCAGGCCCAUGGAUAUUCAUUGAGUUUGUAUAUUAUGUGGUGUACUGCGUUCUCAUCUUUAUUGCUGUCAUUGUCUGCCUGGCCAGGGGAGCUCAGUAUAGCCACGGGGGAAUUAUUGCAGCCACGGUUUUCGGAAUGGCUGCAUUGGCCGUGUACAUCAUAGACACCUGGUUCAUGUUCAGGAACUGGCAGUCAUCUAGGCAUGCUGGAACCUCAGGAAGUGGUACCAGUGGUACCACCACCACCACUACCACCCACACCACUUACGAAACUAGAACCCAGUACUAAAAUAUCAGGGUCACUUCAACAUUCCUCAAAUAUGAACUAUGAAGGAUGAAGUGAAAGAUCUGAAACAAAUUUAGUUUUGAUUAUUUUUUUUAUAGAAUUACUAAUCUGUUGUUAUUAUUAUAUUUUUACCAUCCAGGUACCUUGUUGCCAUUUUCUAGUUUAUGUGUUUUGUUGAUGAAAAGAGAUUAGACAAAGAUUUAAUUUUGUGGUGAUUAGUUUUUUUUAUAUGUUAAUGCGACAUUUAUAUACAUGUACGUAAAAUUUCUUUCCUUAUCAUUUCACUCGGGCAAAUAGGAAUUUAUUAUGAAAAUUCUGUAUUGACUUUUUCCUUGCGUAACAUCAGAGAGCUAGAUUGGUGAUCAAUACAGAAGUUGUGAAAAAAAAAUCAAUGUUGUUAAACAGUAGUUGUCACAAACCACAUGUUACCAUCAGAUUAAUUUUUCUUUAUUGGUAAUUAGAAAACCUAUUUGUAGGGGGGGGGGGUUAAAAAUGUCAAAAAUCAAUUGAUAUGUGGUGACACUGGAACAAAACAUUUGUUAGCUGUAUGGCAGGGUUCUGUUUAAGCAGACUAAAAAGUUUUUUUAAAUGACCUUAUGGAAUGUUGUUAAAAACUGACAAAGACAUAUUUUAAAGAGUGCCAUGAAUUUCCACCUGACCUUUUCUCUCAGAGGUUGUUCAAAUAAGUGAUUUUUCUUUCUCUUUUUUAAUGUUGAUUGCAUGAUCCCUGCAUCAAGACUUUAGGUAGAUGGCUUACUGGUAGACAAAGUUUAUUAUCCAAAUUAUUGUAGCUCUUGAAAUUAUGUAUAACAAUAGAAUACAAUAUAAUAUUGUAUUAAAUAUACAUUGUAAUUUGUGAAGGGAGGGAUUUCUCCAUUGGGUAUUGUAUUGCUGUUUUUGGUGCUAAAGCAAUUAAAUAUUAAAGAAUACUGUAAUUGUAGGCAAUUUAUGUUCAAGUACUUGUACUACUUAAGAGAAAAUAUGAAAGGAACAAAAAGGAAAUCUUCAUUGUAUGAAAUAAUCCCUUGGAAAAUUUCACUCCCUUGCAUAAAUGCACAAUUGUGAUGUACAUCAUAAGUCAGAUAUAUAUAUGUUGUAUAGAGUCUUUGCUAUACAUGUAUCAUAUUUAUGAAUGAAUGUUGUAUAAUCUUGAUGAGAAUAUAUUUAAUGUAUAGGAUGUAUAAUAAUUUCAUUAAAAAUCUCUCUAAUUAUUGCAUAAUGAACUCUGUAGACAGUGUGGUGUGUAUUAGUUUAUUUAGUUUUUUCCUGAUAAAAACUAAGAGCUGUUUAAUAGGAGGAAAUUUUUUUUAUGAUAAACAAGAAUGUCAUUACACAAGAAUGUCCUUUCAAUGUGGCAAAUAAUAUUCUGAAAUUUUAAUAUGUUGAUACCAUUAGAAAUUCUCAAGCAGAAGUAUAAAAAGGAAAAAAAAAAUCAACGAUGUACAUUAUUGCUUACUAAGAAAUUAAAACUUUACAAAUUUCUCCCCGUUCUAUCUACUCUUAAAAUAAUGAGAUUUAAAGCCAUUUACAGAGUACAUAGGUGUUUAGGGAUGUGACCCCCCACCCCUUUCGUGUUCCGUACCUUAAGGGUUCUUUGACUUUUUUAAAAUAAAUAUUUUUCUAUGACAAAUUCACAAAGUAUUACAACUGAAAAAUCCAAAAUAUAACGUAAAACUAGCCUUUUAUAAAAAUUCACACUCUGAUACUAAAAGAAAACGUUCUCUUUUAGUAUCAGAGAGUGUGAAUUUUUAUAAAAGGCUAGUUUUAGGUUUUAUUUUGGAUUUUUCAGUUGUAAUACUUUGUGAAUGUGUCACAGAAAAAUAUUUUAUUUAAAAAAAAGUCAAAGAACCCUUGGGAUACGGAACACGAAAGGGGGAGGGAGUCCCGUUCUCAAGCACCUGUGACAAAGUUUUGCUAUUUUAUCUUAAUAAAAUUCUCUGGCAUAGUGCAGCUGUUCUUAAGCAGGUGUUGGUGUGUAUAUCAUUAACCCUUAGUUGUGUGUUAAAUGAGUUAAACCGGUAUUCAAUAAAAACCAAAAAAGUCUUA